Messenger RNA from Rubroshorea leprosula, 751 nucleotides. Lineage: Eukaryota; Viridiplantae; Streptophyta; Magnoliopsida; Malvales; Dipterocarpaceae. The record is from the annotation of a GenBank genome assembly.
CCUUGAUUUGAUUGAAGAGGAAGGUGGUGACAUGUUAGAACCAGUUUAUGAUGUUUAUUGUGAUGAAAUUGAAGAAGUGGACUUUCUUUCAAUUCAGGAAGAAUCUUUAAUGAUUCAAGGAAUGAUGGCAACAACUAAGGAACAAGGACAAGAUUGGAGGGGUCUUUCUUUAAGGGAAGAUGAUCAACAAAAAAAAAUCUCUAGCUGAGAGCAAUGCUGGGAAAUUUGAAGCUAAAAGUCAAGAGGCAGGAAUCUUACACGCUGUUCUAAAUAAGCUGUCGGGUGAAGAACAAAAAGGAGAAAACUCUAUGCAACCUAAUGAAAAUCUGCAGCUCUUAGAAGAUAUUAAAGGGUCAGAAAAUAAGGAACUACCAGAAGGGAUGCUUCCAAUGUUGAAUUUUCAACAGUCCUUUGAUUUUAUUCCAGCAGCAAGUUUAACUAGUCUGCCUACCUACAAGAUUGAAUUAUACACAAAAUGGCAGACUUCUUUCCUUGUUCUAAAACCUUAGAUGCCACACAAGUUGAUGAUUUAUUUCUGGAAGAGUUUAAGGGACAUUCUUGGAGAACUUCAUGGAAGAAAACUGCUCUGGGUAAAUAUGCUAAAUACAAGACCUUCGAUUUGAACCUAGCACAAUUUCCAACCCGGGGAGAAUGAUGUAGGAGCAUAGAGCUCUUUUUAAUGAUUAGUUUUAGGGCUGUUUGUUUUGCAUUAAGUUUGAGUUUUAUUGGAAAUCUAAGUUUUAAUUUUAGG